Messenger RNA from Aspergillus campestris IBT 28561, 1476 nucleotides. RefSeq names its product MFS general substrate transporter. The record is from RefSeq and is a predicted model, not a curated record. Gene Ontology annotation, biological process: transmembrane transport. Bases 1 to 1476 code for a protein of 491 amino acids. Gene Ontology annotation, molecular function: transmembrane transporter activity. The transcript has 4 exons. NCBI's taxonomy places the organism in Eukaryota, Fungi, Ascomycota, Eurotiomycetes, Eurotiales, Aspergillaceae.
AUGAGCGACAAACGCCCAAUGAUAACCUCCCUUCCAGAGGGGAAAGCAGACAAUGGAGACCACUCGGACAGACCUAUCUCCUCUAGAGAUAGAAACGAGAAGCCAUCGCCUAAGUCACUUCGAUUCGAACUCACCGUCUUCUUCCUAGCUCUCGUCGCCGUCGUCGGCUCCAUGGACGCCGUCAUUGUCAGCUCCGCUCUAGCAGCCAUAGCGCACGACCCCCAAAGCAGUAGCGUCGAGUCCUUCUGGGUUGGGACGGCUUUUCUCCUCGCGCAGACAGUCACGAUCCCGCUCCACGGCACGACAAGCGAAAUUUUCGGCCGCAAGGGGCCCAUCCUCAUCGCCCUCUCCAUCUUCCUCUUCGGCAGCAUCCUCUGCGCCACCGCGCAGACCAUCACCUGGCUGAUCGGCGCGCGCGUGGUGCAGGGCAUUGGUGCAGGGGGAAUGAUCCAGCCAGUGCAGCAUGAUACGUCGUCGUUUGUCCAGAAGCUGGGGAUGGUGGACUGGGCGGGACUGGGUGUGUUCACUUGCGCGUCGACACUGUUCCUGGUCUGGUUGACAGGGGGCGGUGUUUCGCAUCCGUGGGACUCGGCUGCCAUCUUGGCUCCGCUAGUGCUAGGCGCGCUGCUCUUUAUUCUCUUUGUCUUUAUCCAGUGCCGCGUGUCGACGAGGCCCAUGAUGCCGCUGCGGAUCUUUCAUGAUCGCUCUGCGAUUGUGGGGUUCGUGACGAGCUUUCUUCACGGGUUGGUCUUUGGUUUCCUCGGCGCCCUCCAACACUCCGUCCUCCAUGCCUCCCUCGAAACGAUGACCUGCAUCGCUUACUCUGCCCCCGCAGGCCUCGUAGCCAGCAUAAUUGUCAAACGCACCCAGCACUUCAAAUACAUUAUCGUCGUAGGAUGGGCUCUUCUCGCAGCCGGAAUGGGGACCAACAUAACAAUGCACCCCAGCUCCACCAAAGCCAUGCUAUACGGACCCCGCGUCCUCGUCUCCCUAGGCGGCGGACUCCUCUUCCCAACGCUCAUCUUCGCUGUCCAAGCCCGGCAACACGGCGACGACAUCGGCAUUGCCACCUCUGUGCAGGUCUUCGCACGCAGCAUGGGGACUGCCUUUGGCGUGGGUCUCGGGGGCGUCAUAUUCCAGAAUCAGUGGACUCAGGAGGUUGGGUCCGCCGUGGCGGCUGGCCGCAUACCCGCUGAAUCGAUUGUGGGGAGUAAUGUGGCGGAGACGGCGUAUUCCGUGAUCCGGAAGUUCCCUGAGACGGUGCAGGCGGUUUAUCGUGAGGCUUAUGCUGAUAGUUUGGCGAUGCUGUGGUGGGUGAUGAUGGGGUUGUCGGUUGGGGUUUUGUGGUUAGUUUGGUGGUGGGGAGGGAUGAUGUUGUUUGUGGGGGGGUUGGCGGGGAAGCAGAACUUUAGGGAUGAGGGGGAGAAGAAAGAGGAUGAUAGUUGUGGCUGGAUUAGGUUCUUCUUCCAUAUCUGA